This is a messenger RNA of Lytechinus variegatus (green sea urchin), 1442 nucleotides long. Its product is annotated as substance-P receptor-like. Bases 315 to 1301 code for a protein of 328 amino acids. Gene Ontology annotation, biological process: G protein-coupled receptor signaling pathway. Lineage: Eukaryota; Metazoa; Echinodermata; Echinoidea; Temnopleuroida; Toxopneustidae. The transcript is spliced from 2 exons. Gene Ontology annotation, molecular function: G protein-coupled receptor activity. Gene Ontology annotation, cellular component: membrane. The record is from RefSeq and is a predicted model, not a curated record.
AGAGUGAGGGUGAAAUUGGAAAUGAAGAGAAACCGAUGUGAUUUUUUGAUUGGGAGCAUAAAAGCCAAAUCCCUGGCAAAGAAUCCCACCACUUUAACUACAGUACUAUCAUCCGGAGCCGACUUGGAAGGUUUCUUAUUUCUACUGAAGCCGCAUCAAGAUCUUUAGAAAAUAAAACGUUUAAUCUCAGAAGUACUUUAGAAUAUUUAAUUUUGAGACUGUAAUAUAAUUUCCAUCACAACGAGUUAUUUUACGCAGUAUCAGAUUCCGCCACCGUUACAAUAUAUGUAAUCCGAGCUCGAUCAGAUCGAAUCAUGUCCAGUCUAAGUAUCUACAGUGGCCUCGUUGGAAUUCACGGCAUCAGCGUCGGCAUGAAUGCGGCCACUGUGGCCGCCAUCAUUGCCAGCAAAAGGCUGAGGAAGACCCAGAAUAUCUUCGUGUGUAAUAUCGCCACUGUCGAUUGCAUUACAUCAACCCUCGCGAUCCUCACUCUUCUCCUGUCAUAUCUACGAGGCAUAAAUAUUACAUUACUCCACUUGGGAAUGCGCGCAGCGGUAAUUACUGGGAUAUUCAGCGCGCUAGCGGUCGCCAUUCAUCGCUUCAUCAUCAUCCGUUUUGAUCCAUUCAACAAGCGUAACCUCGUCACCGCACCACGCUGUGUUGUAGCCAGCAUUGCAUUUUGGUUAAUUCCGCUUGGGACAUUCACAGCUAUCAACCUAUUCAACAUAGAUGAACGCGUUGACCUUGAAACGCUCAUUUUGCCUAUGGUCUCAUUCGUAUCCCAUACCAUCUGCACCGUUUGCUAUGUAACGGUGUACUGGACAAUUUCAAACGCAGCGAACGAACAAGUCGGGUUGUCCAAUCGCAUGCUGCUACAACGCAUCAAACAGAAUAAAAAAGUGCUGGUUACUUUUGCGCUCGUUGUUGGAACAAAUAUUGUCUGUUCGCUCCCGAUUAGUUUUAGUUACUUCAUUAUCUACGUCAGACCAGACUGGGUUUUCAACUUCGAAACAUUCACGCUCAAUUAUAAGUUCUGGAUCUAUGCCAACGUGACAAGAGGUCUACUUGGACUCAACGGAAUUCUUAAUCCGAUAAUCUACUGGAGUCGACUAACCGACUUCCGCAACCUCAUUACUAGUAAUGUGCCGCGUUGUUGCAUCCCUACGCGCAGCCCUUCGAGUCAUAAGGCGGAGGGUGAGAAGAAUGCUGAGCUCUCACUUAAAACGCAGGAGAGCUCCGUCCCCGAUCCUAAAGACAGCGGUGGAGUUCGCGAGCAAGGUGUUAAUGUUGUUUCUACUUAGCUUUUCAACGGAGUUAAUGGCUCGCCAUAUACAUUGGUGUCGAUCACGGGGGGAGAUAUAUCCCAACCCCCAAUAUUUCAAAUGGGGCGAUGGGCUGUAUUAUCAUCCCCCCAAUAAUUUAGGGUAGAAACAUUUUAAUAA